CUACUGCUAUGGAGUGCCGCUUCAUUCGAAAGUGCCCCGGACCCCGGCGCUCCACAGCGGCCCGGGUGGAUAUACCCCACAGGAUGCCACCGGCGUGAGUCACCCCGCAGUUGAGCCCGAAACGGCAUCUCUUCGGACUUGCGGCGCUAGUUGAAUUCUUCCAAAUAAUAAGGAGGGUCCCUUUCUUGGGCCUUUUUCUGAAGCUGGCUAGAUACAAGCCGUCUCAUCCUAUCCUUAUGUCAAUCUACCUUACAGAGGAAUUUCAACCAUGGACGCCACUUGCGAACAUCCGGGCCUUAUCGACGACCCAAUUGACGCUCAGCCAACUUCAACGCCAACACCACCAACUCCCAGUGUAACGGCCUCUAACAUCAUUGCAACAACAUACCACUCCGUAAUCGAGUCCACGACACACGACAACCACCCAGCAGUCAUCAAAAGAUUCACCUUCCCCGACAACCCAAGAACCCACCACCGCUGGCGCAAAGAAGUCGAAGCUCUCAACCUCGCCAGAGAUCACCCAAACAUAUCCCAAAUCCUAACCUCAACCCCCUCCCCACCAACAAUAACCCUCCGCCACGAACCAGGCCUCAGCCUAGAAAAACACACCAGCCCACAAACCUCAAUCUGCACCCUCUCCCACUCCGACGCCCUCGCAAUCUGGUCCCAAAUCGCAUCAGCCCUAUCCCACCUGCACUCAACCUGUAACAUAAUCCACGACGACGUCAAACCAGAAAACAUAAUCUUCUUCUUCCCCUCUCUCCAUUCUACUUCCAGAGAAGAACACCCACAACCCCACGCAGUCCUCCUCGACUUCGGCGCCGCCAUCACCCUCCCUUUCCCCCUCCCCUCUUCACCAAUCUCUCCCUCUCCCUCCCUCAACAUCUGGUCCCCCUCCGGCACACCCCCCUACGCACCCCCCGAAUUCCUCCGCCGCACCAAAUCCCACGCCUCCGAUAUCUGGGGACUAGGCGUCACCCUCCUCUUCUGCUUCGGAUACAUCCCUCUACCCACGGGCUCCUGGAUCCUGCCCCACGUGUUUGAGAAUGAAGCCGUCAAGCAAGAGAUGGUGGCGUGGUUGGAUAGUAUCGAGGAGUUGAGGACGUCGUUGAGUGGUAGUGGGGAUGCUGAGAAGGUGUUGCUUGGGAGGAUGUUGGAGAGGGAUCCGGAGGUGAGGGUUGGGAGUAGUGAAAUUGUGAGGCUUCUUGGGUCGUGAUGGUAUGGGCAAGUAAGUCGUGAUGAAGGUCGAGAACAAAAUGAGAUCUAGAUGUACCACCCUUUACGAUACAUCGAUGAAUAUAUCGUCAUAAGCCACACAACCCGCUCGAGUCACCCCACGGCACGCACCACCUCCCAUCUCCCCAAACAUACCUCCCUCCGAUACAUCCAUCCAUCCACACAAAGCACACCGACCCAACCCUCCGGAACCCUCCAUCCCAGAAAUCCAAAUCCAUUCUUUUCUAUCCCCAAUUCUAAACCCCCUUCCUACAUAUCCGUACUCACACACCCCAACUCGAAAAAAAAAAAACAGGCCAAAUCCCAGAGUACCCUCACGAUCCACCCCAGCACAGCCCUGCAAACGUUCAAACCUCCCACGCACGCCAAGCCCCAGAUCUCGGAAAACUCUAAUAAACAAGGAGAAAAAUCACCCGCAUAUCAAGGCACUGAUACCAUACAGCCCCCCACCAAGGGCGUAGAUGCGAACCCCUCACCCAUGCUCACCGGAUCAGACUCCGAACUUCCCCCUCCUCCCAAAUUCGAUCAUCCCAUCCACGGCACGCUCGGAUGCCCAACCCUCCACCACCACCAACAGAAAAAGUCUAGAUCUGAUCUAACACAAACUCUCACUCGGUUUCGCUUCGCUUCCUUAUGUAGACAGACAUCCCAUGGAAAAUUAUUGAGACAAAAGAAAUAACGACUGCGCCUCCCGAGAACCCUACACCUUCACACCCAACAAAUCCAUAGGACCAACGAAACCCCUCAACAUCGGAACAUAUCACAAAACCAU
Messenger RNA from Colletotrichum scovillei, 2008 nucleotides. RefSeq lists its product as uncharacterized. Gene Ontology annotation, cellular component: cytoplasm. The record is from RefSeq and is a predicted model, not a curated record. Bases 269 to 1216 code for a protein of 315 amino acids. Gene Ontology annotation, molecular function: protein serine/threonine kinase activity; ATP binding. Gene Ontology annotation, biological process: protein phosphorylation; intracellular signal transduction. The transcript is spliced from 2 exons. Lineage: Eukaryota; Fungi; Ascomycota; Sordariomycetes; Glomerellales; Glomerellaceae.